Messenger RNA from Hemiscyllium ocellatum (epaulette shark), 4451 nucleotides. RefSeq names its product protein phosphatase 1, regulatory subunit 16A (gene ppp1r16a). Gene Ontology annotation, molecular function: enzyme inhibitor activity; protein binding; phosphatase regulator activity. Lineage: Eukaryota; Metazoa; Chordata; Chondrichthyes; Orectolobiformes; Hemiscylliidae. Gene Ontology annotation, cellular component: cytoplasm. The record is from RefSeq and is a predicted model, not a curated record. Bases 1194 to 2813 code for a protein of 539 amino acids. The transcript has 12 exons.
ACGGGAGUCGGUGAAGCCUGAGGCCUAGGCCCCGUGAAUGGAGCCCGCGCUCUGUCUCAUCCUCCCGCGACCGGCGCUGCGUGAGUCCGGGGACUGACAGCGGCCUGAGUGGAGAGCUGAUCAGAUUUGGAGAGUCCCUUCUAUGGACAGCACUGGUAAAUCUUGAGCAGCUCGACGUACUGACUGCAUGAAGACCAGCUGAACCAUGGGCAGCAGCUCAGUCACCUGUGCAUAAUAUCUGUGUAAUUUAAACAACUCCAGCUCCUGGCUCUACACCUUCCUGACAACCAAACUACUCGAACGAGGUGACCUCUACUGAGAGCUUUGCUGCAAGCUCCUCAGAGGUGGAUUCUUGACUAGAGAUUAUUUUGAGGGGUGAAGCAGCCAAGAAGGUUUGAGGCAAUUGGAAGACAGACCUGUGUAGAGCAACUUAACAAAUCACCACCAUAACCAUAAUCGCUGGAGACCCUGAAUGAUCACAGUCUUGGGGAACGAAUCACCUUUGACGUCAAAUAGUGCAGACCCCUUGCUUAUUCAUGAACUCGGUGCCACACUGUCCUGGGCUACACUUGAAUCCCUCCUCCCAGCUCUGACAUUGCUGACUGGAAUCGGUUGUGUGGGGGAGAGGGGUAAGAGGACAUGUUGACAACACUCCAGUAAAAAGUCUUUUGGCACCCUGUGUGUCCUAAAUACCAGCCCCCACCCCUUCUCUAAACAGUACAGGCUCCUCUGAGGGAGGGGGCGGGGGAUGUGCUGUUACGGGAUGUGAAUGAUGCCACAGUUUGAUAUCUGACAACAGCAGUUGUGUUUGUGGUAUCUCUGCGUUUGGCCACGGCUCAACAUGGAAUAUUUGAGUGAAUAAUCUGCAGACUUCCUUUUGUGUUUUCCUUUUUACUUGAUAAACGCAAGGACACAAACCGAGGAGCCGGGGGCUGGGAUGGAGAUGGUGAAACAUCAGCAGUGAGUUUGCCUUGAGUUUUCCUGGCAAGAUCCAGUAUUAUCAUGGCAAGCAUCAUCCUGCCUCUCCUCUGAGGGUAUGUGACAAGACAGCUGGACAGGAGACCUUCCUCGGCACUUGUUUCUGUUUCUGUUACUUUGCUCCAAAGUAAAAUAUAAGUCGUCACCCCCCUCCCCCCCAAUACACCCACCACUGCCCUGGGUGACCCACCCCCAGCUUGGGGCUGUGAACUGUCAUGGCGGAACACAGUGAGCUCCUGGCAGAGCUGCCACUGGUCGGGAGAAUGACCACGCAGGAACGGCUCAAACACGCUCACAAACGGCGUGCCCAGCAGCUGAAGAAGUGGGCGCAGUUUGAGAAGGACAUGCAAAGCAAAAAAGUGAAACAUGACAAAAGGAGGAGCAACAAGGGUCUGAAGAGGAUCCGGUUUCCUGACAACGUCCGCCUGCUGGAGGCAGCUUCUCGGAAUGAUGUUGAGGAAGUUCGACAGUUAUUGGAGAGUGGAAUGGCCCCAGACUUGUACAAUGAAGAUGGUUUAACUGCACUGCAUCAGUGCUGUAUCGAUGACUAUGAAGAAAUUGUCAAGUUGCUGCUUGAGGCGAAAGCUGAUGUGAAUGCGUGUGACAGUGAGCUGUGGACCCCACUGCAUGCAGCUGCCACCUGUGGACACUUACACCUGGUGCAAGAACUCAUCCAACACGGUGCCAAUCUCAUGGCUGUCAAUGCUGAUGGGAACAUGCCUUACGACUUGUGUGAGGACGAUGUCACUCUGGACUACAUUGAGAGUGCAAUGGCCCAACAAGAUAUCACUCAGGAAAAAAUUGAUGAAUCCAGAAUGGCAACCGAGAGAUGGAUGAUUGAGGACGUACAGCAGCUAUUGGAGAGCGAGAGUGAUCUGAAUAGCCAAAAUGAUGUGGGCACUUCUCUGCUCCACAUUGCUGCAGCCAAUGGAUACGCAGACGUUGCCGAGUUGCUGCUGGCUCACAAAGCCAGAGUUAACCUGAAGGACGCUGAUGGCUGGGAACCACUACACGCCGCAGCCUGUUGGGGACAGGUUGAUAUGGUGGAGCUGUUGCUGGCUCAUGGUGCCAGUCUGAAUGCCCGAUCGUUUCUGGAUGAGACUCCAAUAGAUGUGUGUGGGGAUGAGGAGCUCCGUAGUAAGAUGCUGGAACUGAAACACAAACAUGACGCCAUCAUGAAGGCCCACGACAAGCACAAGACGGCCUUACAGCGACGGACAUCCAGUGCAGGCAGCCGGGGGAAGGUUGUCCGUAAAGUCAGUGUGACAGAGCGGAACAAUAUGUACCGGAAAGAACAUAAGGAGGAGGCCAUUGUCUGGCAGCAGGUGGGCAGCAAGGAGAGUGACCCCGAACUCCAGGACGAAGAGGAUGAGGAUGCACAGACCGACUCCGAGCUAAAGCAGCACGGAUUGAACGCCACUGCCCGGGUGAUGAAAGGUGAUGAGGGUCCGAGUGAGGCGAGUUGGGCCAGUGGUGAGCUGACUCUGAGGAACGGCUCUGCCCUUCUGGCCACUGCUGUGGAACAGGACACCAAGGGGCUGGCCAGCAGAGAGGAGCCACCAUCCGACCUGAGCAGGGAGAAAGCUCACCACACGCUGGCCGACCUGAAGAGGCAGCGGGCAGCCGCUAAGCUCCACAAGCAGCUUGUUCCUGAGGAGCAGCCGGUGAGAGAAUCGGCUGAGAGUGUCGUGUCUCAGCCUCCAAACCAGAGCCCCCCCGAACAGAACUCCAUCUACUUCACUGCAGCGAGCGGGGACCCCCCGCUGGUCAAAUUCAAGGCUCCCGUGGAAGAGGCUCCAAGCGAGAAGUCUGGGCGAUGCUGUAAGAUGAUGUAAAGCUGCGAGAGUCUGCGGUGGGACAGAGAGCCCCAGCAGGACAGCCUGGGAUCCGAUAAGGAUCUGAAUGUCCACACCUUGGGAGCCUGGUCUCUGAGCUCUGUCUGCUGCUUUAACCUGGACAUUUCUGCUCUACAAAUACUUUACUGUUUGGGCUGGAUGGGGGUGGGGGAAGGGGAAGAAAGGCUUUGUUUCUAUAAAAACACACCGUUCCCCCAUUCCCUGCUCAGCACCAGCUGCUCUUGACUGCCAGAAACAUUAUGGAAUACCUGCAAAAGGGUCCAGGGAUCAGAGGUGUUUGUGCCUGUGGUACUCUGGAGCAUUCGGGACGCAGGCAGCUCUCCAACUGCUUUAUACCGACCAAGCAGCUGCUAGUGGAGGGGGGGGGGUCUGCUUCAUUGAUCUGCCUGCCUCUGGAGUACAGACCGCACAGCCCCCUCCAUGCUGUUGCUGUGGUCAGUCUACCCCAGUCAGCACAUGUACCUGAGGCACUGUUCCCUCACUCGCCGGAGUUACCCACUCCCCAUACUACAUUCCAGAAAGAGACUUCACCAGCAGCAGGCUGGCCCUGUCGACUCAGAUGUCCUUUUACUGACGGGACUCCAGCUGGUUGGCUAUCCAAAUACAAAGCUUUGUGUGUAUGGGUCUCGGCUUCAUCAGACAGACAGUCUCACAGAGAGGCUGUAGAUGGCCUGGUUAGAGAAUCUUCAACAAUUGCCCUUUUUAGGAGCACCUGGUUAUGCAGAGUACAGUCUCCAGGAGUUUGCCCCCCUGUACGUAACCUGCACUGGGAGUGUAGAGAAAACAUUACUCUGUGUCUAACUCCAUGUUGUUCCUGCCCUGGGAGUGUUUGAUGGGGGACAGUGUAGAGGGAGCUUUACUCUGUAUCUAACCCCAUGCUGACCCUGUCCUGGGAGGGUUUGAUGGGGGACAGUUUAAGAAUAAAACAAUACAGCACAGGAACAUGCCCUUCGGCCCAUCAAGCCUGCGCUGACACAUUUUGCCCUUCCAUACUAAAACUGUCUUCCAUUACAGGAUCCAUAUCCCUCUAUUCCCUUCCUAUUCAUGUAUUUGUCCAGGUUCUUAUUGAAUGCUGCUAUUGUGUCUGCUUCCGCCCCCUCCUCUGGCAUCGUGUUCCACGCACUCACCAUCUUUUGAGUGAAAAAUCUGCCUCACACAUCUGUUGUAAACUGUCCCCACCUCCCCCCCCCCCCCCCCCCCCCGCCCCCCAAAAACCUUGCACCUUGAGAUUUUGUCCCUCAGUAAGUGUAAAGGAAGCUGUACUCUGUAUCUAACCUUGUCUUGGGAGUGUUUGAUGGGGGACAGUGUAGAGGAAGCUUUACUCUGUAUCUAACCCCGUGCUGUCCCUGUCCUGGGGAGUGUUUGAUGGGGGACAGUGUAGAGGGAGCUUUACUCUGUAUCUAACCCAGUGCUGUUCCUGUCCUGGGGAGUGUUUGAUGGGGGACAGUGUAGAGGGAGCUUUACCCUGUAUCUAACCCUGUGUAUGAUGAGGAACAGUACCCAAUGGAGUAUUCCAGGUCCCAUCCCUGACCUCAACCACCUGAGAAGCACAAAUGACUUUUCUUAAUUAUUUUCAAAAAAAGUAAUGUUAAUAAAUGUAAUAUAUUCUGAUACAAA